This is a messenger RNA of Pundamilia nyererei, 3943 nucleotides long. RefSeq names its product collagen, type VI, alpha 2 (gene col6a2). The transcript has 31 exons. Lineage: Eukaryota; Metazoa; Chordata; Actinopteri; Cichliformes; Cichlidae. The coding region runs from base 220 to 2940 and encodes 906 amino acids. Gene Ontology annotation, molecular function: extracellular matrix structural constituent conferring tensile strength. Gene Ontology annotation, biological process: extracellular matrix organization. The record is from RefSeq and is a predicted model, not a curated record.
UCAAGAGCUCGUAGCUGGGGUUGGACCGGGACAGGCGGACGAACGGACGGUUCUUCUGCGGGAAGCAAACGCGCAUCCAGGGUGUCAUUUCCCACUCUCUCUUCCUGUAUCACUCGUUCUCUCGGCUCCCCCUCCCCCCCCUGUGGAGAUGAGGAGAUAAUCAAAAGAUAAGCUGCUGACGAAGUUCUGAAGUUGUAUAGAGUUUGGGAGAAGAAGAAGAUGGUGGGGUUAGAGUUCGUCCUGUUCGCUCUUCUCUUUGGAGCCCUGACUCGUGCCGAGAAAGCCGAUUGCAGCAAAAAAAACGAAUGUCCCAUAGACGUGUAUUUCACCAUAGACACGUCGGAGACUAUUGCCCUGCAGGAGCCGCCUCCUGGAGCACUUGUGGAGAGUAUCAAGAUAUUCACGGAGCAGUUCGCACAGCGUUUGGAUGAUGAAGAGCUCAGGGGUGUCGUGCGGAUCACCUGGAAAAUCGGUGGACUGCACUUCUCCCAGACACAAAGUGUUUUCAGUCGGUUCGCAUCCAAGAAUGAUUUCAUCACAGGUGUGAGGGGAAUCAGGUAUUUGGGUAAAGGGACCUACAUCGAUUGUGCCCUCAGAGAAAUGGCAAAGGAGAUACAGAGCUCACCCUCAUACCCCAGGGCCCUCCGAUUUGCUGUUGUCAUCACUGAUGGUCAUGUGACUGGAAACCCGUGUGGGGGUAUUAAGGUGGCAGCAGAGGAGGCUCGUGACAAGGGCAUCCAUAUCUUUGCUGUGGCAGCAUCGAAUAACAUAGAGGAGACUGGGCUGAGGGACAUCGCCAGCUCUCCAGUGUCCCUCUACAGGAAUGAAUAUGCAGCUGUGAACUUCAGCCAGAACAGAGUCACGAUAGAUACCCCAACUAUUGAUCGAAUCAUCAAGACAAUGAAACAUCUGGCAUAUGUAGAGUGUUACAAUGUGUCCUGUCUGGAGACAAAAGGGCCUCCUGGUCCAAAAGGCCACAGGGGACAAAAAGGAGCUAAAGGAGACAAUGGCGAGCCAGGAAUAAAAGGAGAAAGAGGUCGCCCAGGAGACCCCGGUAUCGAAGGUCCAAUCGGUCAGCCCGGUAUCAAAGGAGAACCAGGUCUAAAAGGCGAGAAGGGAGAGAUUGGAACUCAGGGGAAAAAGGGUGUGGCUGGCAUCCCAGGACGCAACGGGACAGAUGGGCAGAAGGGUAAAAUUGGGCGAAUCGGCGCUCCAGGCUGCAAAGGAGACCCAGGCGACAGGGGUCCUGACGGUCACCCUGGAGAUGUCGGUGAACGUGGUCCUCCCGGAUCUGAUGGAGACAAGGGAGAUCCUGGGCGCCCUGGAAGAUCUGGUCCGCCUGGCCCAGACGGAGAUGGUGGACCAAAGGGAGAGAGGGGAAGUCCUGGAUCACCUGGUAUUCCUGGAGCGAAAGGAAACACUGGAACCCCUGGAGUCCCGGGUGUUCGAGGCGAGAACGGUAGAAGAGGAGACUAUGGUCCAAAGGGUUCACAAGGGCCUCCAGGCACUAAGGGAGAGAAGGGUGAAAGUGGGCCUGAGGGCCAGAGGGGACUUCCCGGUGAAACAGGAAGCGAUGGGGCAAAGGGUGAUGUUGGCUUGCCAGGACCUAGGGGACCAGCAGGCCCACCAGGAGAGAAAGGAAGAACUGGCAGCAGAGGUGACCCUGGUGAUGCUGGACCUAGAGGAGAGCCUGGAAACCUCGGACCAAAGGGAGACAAUGGAAGAGCUGGCUUUAGCUAUACGGGAUCAAGAGGAGAACCGGGUGACAGAGGAGACAAGGGUAAGCGUGGACCUCGUGGCACCAGAGGUGACUGUGGUCAAAAGGGUGAACCUGGACUUAAAGGAACUCCAGGACAACCAGGCGAGCCAGGGUCCCAGGGUGAACCUGGAUCAAGAGGCCCAAAAGGAGAAGCUGGGCGUGAUGGAGAUCCUGGCCCUGAGGGGGAUCCCGGCCUCACUGAAUGUGACGUCAUGAACUACAUCAGAGAGACGUGUGGCUGCUGUGACUGUGAGAAACGUUGCGGGCCGCUGGACAUCGUGUUUGUUAUCGACAGCUCAGAGUCCGUGGGUCUCACCAACUUCACCCUGGAGAAGAACUUUGUCAUCAACACCAUCAGCAGACUGGGAUCAUUUGCCAAAGACCCUCUGUCAGACACAGGCACUAGGGUGGGAGUGGUUCAGUACAGUCACAGUGGAACCUUCCAGGCCAUCCGGCUCAACGACCCCAAGAUUGAUUCAUUGGCUGCUUUCAAGGAUGCAGUAAAGCGUUUGGAGUGGAUCGCAGGAGGUACGUUCACGCCGUCUGCUCUGAAGUACGCCUACGACAACCUGAUCAGGGACAGCCGCAGAGCGAAAGCCAACGUCACUGUCGUCGUCAUCACCGAUGGACGCUUUGACCCCAGAGAUGACGACAAUCUGCUCACCUACCUCUGCAGAGAUCCCAACGUUGACGUGAGCGCCAUUGGUAUCGGAGACAUGUUUGAGCAGAUCGAGGAGAAUGAGAGUCUGAAGAGCAUCGCCUGCCAGAGGGAUGGUAAAGUAAUGGGAAUGAGACGCUUUGCAGACCUAGUGGCAGAGGAGUUCAUUGACAAGAUCGAGACCGUGCUCUGCCCAGAUCCUUUCAUCGUGUGCCCUGAUCUGCCUUGUAAAUCAGGAGGGGGCAUCUCUGUGGGGCAAGCCCCACCCCCCUGGAAGCCACUAGCCGAAGAAGGCAGCCCCUCAUUGGUCCCCACCUCUUUGGAGGGUGUGACCAGCCUGCUGAACGGCCUGAGCGAGCAACAGUAUGGGAUUGGUGUGGCGACCAUGGCGUACACAGCCCAGAGAGCCAAACUCACCCAAGGAGCGGACAGGCAGCAGUGGACCCAGCUGUUCAUCAACUCCUUCAAAUAUGUCUAUGGGGACAUUAUGGGGGACCCAACGAAAGCCAUAGGACUUUGCUAAUGCUAAUAUGCUAACCAUGCCACCUCGCCAUUAUGGAUGCCAUUGACUAAUAAGCUUACUGCUGGACAAAGAAUAGAAUUUAUUCAAACUGUGGGCAUUGUUUUAUUGUUUAAACUAUGCAGGUGAAAUAUACACCUGGGCUGAACUGCAUGAUAUGAAGCUGGUCUUUUACUAAGCUUUCAGAGAACCCUUUGUGUGAAUUGACUUCAGUCAAAAUGUGGAUUCAUGAUCCCUUCUGGCCUCAGAAUAUAAAUAUAAAUAUAAACAUUUAUGGAUAUAGCACAGUAAUCCUGAAUAUGUCUGUUAGUAAUAUGUACAGAUCACGUAUUUCAAAACAUUUUCAAUUGAAAUGGAAAAUGAAUGUCAUGCUGGAGGCAGAUUUGUCUACAGAGCCGUUCUUGUUAUUCGGUUACAGUUGAUGGAGCCUCAUUUUCACUGUGAAUCACUCCGAUGACAGUUUUUUUUUGCUGUUUUGCACGUAUCCAUGGUUACAGCCUUUAUGUUUUUUUCCCCUGUGAAUGAAUCACGUCGGUGAAAGGCUGUUACACGUGGAAAAUAUCUGGUUUUACACAAUUCACAGCAUACUGUAUGUGAGUCAGAGGAUGGUGUAUGUUAAUGUUUGGUUAAAUGAAUUGGCACCGACUGUGAGGGAACUAUUGUAUGAUGUGCCCUUGACUGGUGCAUGUUUUUCAGGGGGAUUUUUUUUGCAUGUGGCUUGGCUUGCAAAGUAGGAUGACUUGAAGAAAAGGACCACAGAGUGGCUUCAAUCCAAUGUCAUGUUAUUGUUUUAGCUCUGUGACUGCAACUUGCUGAUGUGAACAUUGUUCACGUUGUUCAUUUUGUUUCCUGUAAAAUGGGAUACAUUCAUAUAUUAUUUUUAUUUUAAUGUCUAAAGAGAAUAAACUCAACGAGCAAACUAAAACAGUGCUUUAUUGACAAGGCCGGUCAGAAUCUGGGAAGGCUACUCAAAGAAAUACUGAAAGAGCCGGACUGCAGCUGGCAU